CUUUGACCCUAAGAUAGGACCCGGAGGAAAUGUGCGGCACUCAUUCCCGCCUGAAAAGCACUACACAGGCAAAUAACUUGGACCACUGGGACGUUAGUCUACUCUGUGCAAUCGAGUUAGCGACAAGCUAAGCAAGCUUGCCAGCUGUUGAAGUCAGUUGUUAUUUAAUCAAAUUUUCAUUAUGGACGACCUCUAUUUAGACAAUAUUGACGAAUUCGUCCACGAUCAUAACAAAAUCGUGACCUACAAAUGGCUGAGCCUUACACUUGGAGUCCAUGUCAACCAGGCCAAACAGAUGCUGUUUCAUUACUUGGACCAGAAGAGAAAGGACAGCUCUGGGUCUCGACUUCAUGCAACUUAUCUCGUGUCUGGCAAGUGUUUGGAGAAUGGCAUUAUGGGUCACAAGGUGGCAGUAGUGAGAGAAGAUCAGCUAGAAGAUGUGAAGUCUAAGAUGGAGGCGACGGCCAGCGUUCACGUCUACAGCAUCCAGAAAGCCGUGCUGAAGGACAGCGGACCUCUCUACAGCACAGACUAUGAUGCCGUGAAGGAGAAUCUGAAAAACUGCAGCAAGUACAGUGCUAUUCGCUGCAGCAGUGCUGUCCCCAUGUCAGCUGUAGAGGUGCAGCGGGCCCAGGAGAAGGCACAGGCCCCACCACCACCAGCAGCAGCAGCAACAGAAAGCAGCAGAUCUGCUCUCAACGGCCACGCCCCUCAAGCCUCCAAACCAGCCGCAAAGCAGCCCAAAGGCAUCAUGGGAAUGUUUGCCAGCAAGAGCUCUCCAAAAACACAGGAGUGCAGCAAAGAGGUUAAAACAGAGGUGGAGGAGGACACUGGCACGGUGGGGACAUCGAAAAGUAAGCCCAGCCCCAAGAUGAAUGCCAUGAAUCAUUUUUUUGGGAAAGCAACAACAAGCAAACCGAAGCCCAGUACUGAGUCUUCCGACCGAGUCAUAAAAGAAGAAGUGGGAGGGCCACAGACGUCCUCUUCGGCCAAUGAGAAGCCGUCGGUCUCGCCUCCCAAAGCUCCAGUGAACGUCAAGCAGGAAAAACCCAAGAGCUCUGAACCCGAGACCAAAAAAUCCAAAGACAGGAGCAGUAAAUCGAAGAGGCUGGAGCUGUCUGACAGUGAGGACGAGAGGCUGGAGAGCCAGAAGAAGAGGAGGAGGAUAAAGAAGCCUCAGCUGGACAGCAGCGAUGAGGAAGUGAUACCAGAGACUCCACCUUCCCGAGACGUGGAGACACCGACCCCCAGCCCGGAGAGUCACGUGAAGAAGGAAAGCGCUCCGCAGGCCGAGGAAAAUGUCGGUGGAAGGAGGAGGAAGAGGAGGAAGGUCCUGAAACCCCACACUUUCCUGGAUGAGGAAGGCUGCAUCGUGACAGAGAAGAAGUACGAGAGCGAGUCUUACUCUGAGAGCGAGGAUGACUUCAAGGCCUCCAAGCCUCCCCCCAAGGAAGCCGCUCCUGUGAAGCCCCCCGCUGGGAAGAGGAAGGAGGAGGACAAGAGGAGUCAAAAGAAAGCUGCUGCUAAUAAAACCACUAAACAGGCUUCCAUUAUGGGAUUCUUCCAGAAGAAAUGAGCCCAGAGACCUCCACCAGCCUGCUGCUCGUUCUCUUCUUUCAUUAGCCUGGGACUUGACACCGAGACACGAUUAAACCGUUCAGGAGUUGGUCGUGUUUCAGGAACAGCACUUGGUUAUUUUUCCGUUGUUUGGGGGAAAUACAGGACAAUCUAUUUGCUUAAAAAUGACUAUGUUACAAAUGAUUUACUGUGGAUUGUUGGUCAGAGGAAUGAUGCAUUGUGUCAAUCAGUGUCUACAGUCCUUGAAUUUAUGAAACAUAAGUGCUCUGUAAAUAAACUAUUUUUUUCCAGUA
This is a messenger RNA of Conger conger (European conger), 1871 nucleotides long. RefSeq names its product polymerase (DNA-directed), delta 3, accessory subunit (gene pold3). Gene Ontology annotation, cellular component: delta DNA polymerase complex; nucleus. The transcript is spliced from 12 exons. Bases 182 to 1576 code for a protein of 464 amino acids. Gene Ontology annotation, biological process: DNA strand elongation involved in DNA replication; DNA replication; DNA synthesis involved in UV-damage excision repair. The record is from RefSeq and is a predicted model, not a curated record. NCBI's taxonomy places the organism in Eukaryota, Metazoa, Chordata, Actinopteri, Anguilliformes, Congridae. Gene Ontology annotation, molecular function: DNA-directed DNA polymerase activity.